Molecule: messenger RNA, 1338 nt
Organism: Exaiptasia diaphana
Lineage: Eukaryota; Metazoa; Cnidaria; Anthozoa; Actiniaria; Aiptasiidae
Exons: 4
Coding region: 269-922 (217 amino acids)
Source: RefSeq, a predicted model, not a curated record
UACGAUUCAAUGAUUCAGCUACAGACGAUAUUUUAGCGAAGUUUUCUCUAAAAUUACCGUCUAGUUUUUUAGUUAAAUUCUAUUUAGUAUGUACCAUAGGCUAGGAAUAACGUCUGGAGACUCACAAGAACGAUUUCAUUGAAUAGAACCAGUGGGAUGUCUCGAAGAGUAUACGAUCAACACGACCACUCACUAAUGCCAUAUUCUUUAUAAACGGAUAGGUUAUUGAGCCGACUGCUCUUUUACUUCAAAGUUAAGACACCAAAAGAUGUAUGAAAAGAGCACAAAUAGAGAAUAUAUUGAUGAUGAAAAGAUAUGGGAUGAGUCCCCACCACCACCUUACGAGUCAGACUUGUUUGGACAAAUUAAAGAAGCAAAAGAGUCUUCUGAAGGCUCAUUAGAUUUUUGUAAAAGAGUUGUACAGCUGUUUGCUGGAACAAUUGGAUGUACUGUAGUUUUAAGCCUGUUAAUGGCCCUGCCGAUGGCUAUGGUUAUUAUGGGUGCCAAGUACAAAGACGAAUGUCCAGUUGAACCCUUUAUUCCAAUUUAUCUCAUCGUCGGGGGAUCGUUUGGAAUGUUAAAAACAAUUAUUGUAUUAUGUCAAAGAGCAAGAAGUCACGAUGACUCUGAUUUAGAUAUAGACGAAGACCAAUCAAUGUCGAGUAAAUUUAUCGAUGGCGUUCUUAACUUAUUUCUAUUCACAUGGUUCAUCGCUGGAAAUAUCUGGGUCUACAGUAAAUAUAAACCCAAUCCUAGGCCUCCACCUGGAGAUGAACUCAAUUACUGCAAUCCAACUCUAUAUAUGUUCGCCUUCUGGGUAAUAACUGCRAGUUAUAUUCUUAUGGGGGCUAUAUGUUUUUGUAUCUGUUGCUUAGGAGUUUGCGCAAGCUGUACAGCAUUCUUCGUUACAGUCAAAGAUUAAUGUUUACCUUUCGAUUUUGACAAAAUAUUCAAACGUACGCUCUCGAGAGUGAAAUAUGGCCAUUUCGUGCGUUUAGUGUGAAUGGGAUGGGAUUGCGYGUAGUUCAAGGAACAAGUAGUUUUGAUAGAUUAAGGUGACCUAUACUUUUUUCUUGUUUAAAACAAGUAGCUUACAAUACAACCAAAUCCACGUACAUAGGAGCAUAAAAACUCCAACCUUAUUAUCUAGAGCAGUAUCAUUAUAUAAAGUUUUAUGCCGCAUUUGUUGGCAAAGUUGUAGAAAGAAGUUACGUUCCUCAUAUAUUUGUUAGGGAGGGGAGGGAGGGGGGCAAUUAACGGAUUAUUGCUCAUGCGUAAAGAUUGGAAUUAUUUUAAACAAAAUACAGAAUUAAUGAUAAUAUUCAAGGACAAAUAAAG